ACUGAUGAAGAGUCAAUGUAUGCAGUCAAUGGUGAAGAGGCUUGGUACGCAGACUUUAAGAACAAGAUAGGAGUCCUGGUUCUGCCCAGUUUUGUAGAUCCUGUGAAAAUCCCAGAAGGACUUUAUGAAGAAUCUGUGUCUAUUCUACAGUACUGCAAAUCUGACCUGAAACUUGCACGUAGAGCUUUCAAGAACCUCGCACUGGAGCAGGAUGCUCCUUCCAGUCUGAUGAUCUACACCAAAGAAGACGUGGAGCUCAGAGAGAAGAACACCCUCAUCUGUUAUGUGACUGGUUUCUAUCCUGCUCCUGUCAACUUCUACUGGACAAAGAACGGAGAGAACGUCACCCAAGGAACCAGCACCAACGUUCCCUACCCCAACAAAGACGGUUCCUUCAACCAGUUCUCCAGACUGGAGUUCAUCCCACAGCUGGGAGACAUCUACAGCUGUACAGUCAAACAUCUGGCCCUGGACCAACCACUGACCAGAAUCUGGGAUGUGGAGCUUAAUGUUUCUGUAUUUUCUGAGCCUGGACCUGCAGUUUUCUGUGGACUGGGUCUGACUGUGGGUCUGCUCGGUGUGGCUGCUGGAACCUUCUUCCUCAUCAAAGGAAACAAGUGCAGCUGAUUGGUCAGGACAGAUGAUGUCAACAGUG
Molecule: messenger RNA, 655 nt
Organism: Sander lucioperca (pikeperch)
Lineage: Eukaryota; Metazoa; Chordata; Actinopteri; Perciformes; Percidae
Product: HLA class II histocompatibility antigen, DR alpha chain-like
Exons: 3
Coding region: 16-627 (203 amino acids)
Biological process (GO): immune response; antigen processing and presentation of exogenous peptide antigen via MHC class II; peptide antigen assembly with MHC class II protein complex
Cellular component (GO): MHC class II protein complex; membrane
Molecular function (GO): MHC class II protein complex binding
Source: RefSeq, a predicted model, not a curated record